This is a messenger RNA of Octopus sinensis (East Asian common octopus), 2227 nucleotides long. Its product is annotated as sodium-dependent phosphate transport protein 2B. Gene Ontology annotation, cellular component: membrane. The transcript is spliced from 11 exons. Gene Ontology annotation, biological process: sodium-dependent phosphate transport. Bases 379 to 2109 code for a protein of 576 amino acids. Gene Ontology annotation, molecular function: sodium:phosphate symporter activity. NCBI's taxonomy places the organism in Eukaryota, Metazoa, Mollusca, Cephalopoda, Octopoda, Octopodidae. The record is from RefSeq and is a predicted model, not a curated record.
GAAAAAUAUAUAAAAACCUGAAAUUAACCAAUGGUAGUUAGAAAGUGAAGUUUAAUCCUACCUGUCUCUCCGAAGAAAAAUUUUUAGUUCGACUUGCUUUAAGCUGUCCAUUUGCAGAUUUGCGACAGACGACUUCGACUUUGCUACUGUAACAAGCCGACCACGGGAUCAAAUUACAUUAAACUCCCUUGUAAUAAUAAUAAUAAUAAUAAUAAGUCACCUGAGUUAAUAACUGUGAUUGUUACUUCUGUGAAACUGUUAUUCCUCGAGUUUCUGUAAAAUAUAAAACAAACAAAAAAAAAAACAAACUCAUUAGCGUAAUUAUUAUAAUUAUUGACAUUAAUUUUAUUAUUAUUUAGUUCACGAAAGGAAUUACUCAUGGCAAAGAGAGGAGAAACCAACCAAGUAUUUGCUCUAGAGGAUGUAGAUAAAGAGACAAAUGAAAAAAUAGCAAAGAAGUUACGUGAAGUUGAGGAAAAUAGUAAAGAAAUAGUCAAACGUGAAGAUGAAAAACCAGAGGAAAUUGAUCCAUGGGCGCUGCCAGAAUUCAAAAGUGAUGCAAAAUUAUGGCAAGAAAUGACAGGCAAAGAGAAGGUAAUCCACGUACUUUGGACUGGAAUAACGAAACCACUUCUUCUGAUCGGCCUUCUCUAUCUUUUCAUCUGUUCCUUGAGUUUUCUCAGCAGCGCCUUUCGCUUGUUGGGAGGUCGUACAGCUGGACAAAUAUUUCGAGACAGUGAAGUCUUGGCAAACCCAGUUGCAGGGUUGGUGAUCGGAGUGCUGGCCACGGUUCUAGUCCAGAGCAGUUCCACGUCAACAUCGAUCAUAAUAACGAUGGUCGGAGAAGAACUUUUAACAGUCAAACAAGCCAUACCCAUCAUCAUGGGCGCAAAUAUUGGAACAUCAGUGACGAACACAAUUGUCUCAAUGGGACAGAUCACGGAUAAAGACGAAUUCCGCCGGGCGUUUGCUGGAGCCACGAUACAUGAUAUGUUCAACUGGCUGGCAGUCUUAGUUCUACUUCCGAUUGAGACCGCAUCAGGAUAUCUUUACCAUUUUACGACGUGGAUGACCAAACGAUUGGAAUUAACUUCCAUGAACGACACCAACCCAGAAUUACUGAAAAAAAUCACCAAACCAUUUACCAAAUUUAUUAUUCAGCUGAACAAGAAGGUAAUAACAAAUGAAGCUACCAGGCUGAAAAAUGAAUCUGCAAGCAGUAUGUUGAAAAUCUGCAAGGAUGCAGACAAGACAGUUAUAAAAUGUGGCUAUUUAUUUGAGCACUUGAGUUCCUGGGAAGACUGGGCUAUGGGCCUGCUGCUACUGUUUAUAUCCUUACUUAUAUUGUGCCUUUGUCUCAUGUUUAUCGUAAAGCUUCUUCAUUCCCUGUUGCGAGGAAGUAUCGCCAAAGUUAUUCGCAAAAUUGUCAAUCAAGAUUUCCCUGGCCCCUUGUCCUAUAUAACCGGUUACCUGGCAAUACUGAUCGGCGCUGGCUUAACGAUGUUGGUUCAGAGCAGUUCAAUCUUCACAUCUUCCAUAACACCUUUAGUUGGUCUAGGUAUUAUCUCUCUUGAACGAAUGUACCCACUGACUUUAGGUUCGAAUAUUGGAACGACAACGACGGGAAUGCUGGCUGCCAUCGCACAGGACGAUCACUUAAAAGAAUCUCUUCAAGUCGCUUUGUGUCAUUUAUUCUUCAACCUGACUGCAAUUCUAAUCUUUUAUCCUAUGCCACAAAUGCGUUUUCCUAUCAACUUGGCCAAAUUUUUAGGCAGCACGACAGCAAAAUACCGAUGGUUUGCAAUAAUGUAUCUCAUAUUUAUGUUCUUUGUGUUUCCAGCCAUAAUUUUGGCCCUCUCCUUUACCUCUGUGAUAGCCUUGAUUGUGGUUCUCGUGCCAAUUAUUCUUCUUAUUAUUACCGUGGCCAUUAUUAAAACUUUGCAAGCCAAGAAGCCGCACUUUCUUCCUGAAAAGCUCCGAAACUGGAAAUUUCUACCUGAAUGGAUGCGAUCUCUGGCUCCUUAUGAUCGCCUGUUCAGGAAAAUGUUUAGUAUUUGCAUGAAGAUAAGACAUCCAAAACAGGAUGGUGUGGAGAUAAACAGAGCUUAACCCUUUAGUGUUUAAACCGGCCAUAUCCGGCCCAAAUAUUCUAUGUUUUAUAUUCAAACUGGCGAUAUCUGGUCUCUCACACCUAAUCUACAUAGACAUUCUAAAAAUAAACAAUCAC